CCCUGCAUUUUCUUUUUGGAGUUUGAUAGUUCUGGCUCUUAUUAGGUAUUUGAUCAUUUUGAGUUGAUUUUUAUAUAAGUUGAGGUAAGGGUUCUCAUUUGUUCUUUGCAAAUGGAGAUCCAGUUUUUCCAGGAUGAUUUGUUGAAAAGACAAUUGAGUGGUUGUGAGGAACUAGGACGUGGGGUCCUGCCCUCUCCUCCAUUAUGAGAUACACAUAGCAGCCUACAUGACCAGGCAACAGGCCUUUCCCCUUCCAGGGGGGAAAGCAUUAAAAUUCCCCUCCCCAAUCACUGUUAGUAACCAAAUCUUGGGAAACCUUGUAACCAAGUCUCAUGAGAUCCUUUGUAACCAAAUCUUGUGAGAAACUCCAUUGUCACAAACUUUUAUAAGCCUCACCCCCUUAGCAUGCCUCUCUCUCUUUUUCAUGUGGUUUACUUUCCGUGGCUGGCCACAACCACGAGACCAUCAUCCCCUGCAACAUGGAGAUUAAAAAUGAUAAGCAUAGAAGAUGGCGGAGUGGUGAGGAGCAGAAUUUCGUCUCUCCCCUAGAGCAGCUGGCAAUUACCCAACAACUAUAUGAAACAGUGUUUUCGGGGUCUCCAGUGACCAGUCACACAUUGGACACAAGUUUGGAAUCGGAGGAAAAGCUGAGAUCACAGCGAACAUUAGAAAUAGCUGAUUUUCAGCUUUCUGUGGAUUCUCUAUUGGAAAACAACAGUGACCAUUCAAGACCAGAUAUUCAAGUUCAAGCCAAGAGACUGGCAGAGAAGCUAAAAUGUGAUACAGUGGUGAGUGAAAUCAGCACUGGUCGAGGUACUAUAAAUUUCAAAAUAAACAGAGAACUAUUAACAAAGACAGUGCUAAAACAAGUAAUUGAAGAUGACUCAAAAUAUGGAUUAAAAAGUGAAUUUUUCUCUGGUCUUCCACAAAAGAAGGUAGUGGUUGAAUUCAGUUCACCUAAUAUUGCCAAAAAAUUUCACGUUGGACAUUUGCGUUCUACCAUCAUAGGAAAUUUUAUAGCAAAUCUCAAAGAAGCAUUAGGACAUCAAGUAACAAGAAUAAAUUAUCUUGGAGAUUGGGGCAUGCAAUUUGGUCUUCUGGGAACUGGCUUCCAGCUGUUCGGCUAUGAAGAAAAACUCCAGUCCAAUCCUUUACAGCAUCUCUUUGAAGUUUAUGUACAAGUUAAUAAAGAAGCAGCAGAAAACAAAAGUGUAGCAAAAUCAGCACAUGAAUUCUUCCAGCAAUUAGAAAUGGGUGAUAUGCAAGCACUUGCACUGUGGCGAAAAUUUCGGGACUUGAGCAUUGAGGAGUACAUUCGGAUUUAUAAGCGUCUAGGAGUACAUUUUGAUGAAUACUCGGGAGAAUCAUUUUAUCGUGAAAAAUCUAAAGAAGUCUUAAAGCUGCUAGACAGUAAAGGACUCCUACAAAAAACAAUAAAAGGACCAGCUAUAGUAGAUCUGUCUGGGAAAGGUGACCCCUCCUCAAUUUGUACUGUAAUGCGAAGUGAUGGGACUUCUCUUUAUGCAACGAGAGACCUUGCAGCUGCUAUAGAUCGAAUGGACAAGUAUAAUUUUGACACCUUGAUUUAUGUGACAGAUAAAGGGCAAAAAAAGCAUUUUCAGCAAGUGUUCCAAGUGCUGAAGAUCAUGGGAUAUGACUGGGCAGAAAGGUGCCAGCAUGUGCCCUUUGGGGUAGUGCAGGGAAUGAAGACCCGAAGAGGAGAUGUUACUUUUCUGGAAGAUGUUUUAAAUGAGAUUCAAUUAAGAAUGCUACAGAACAUGGCUUCCAUUAAAACAACUAAGGAACUUGAGAACCCGCAGGAGACUGCAGAGAGGGUCGGGCUCGCAGCACUCAUUAUUCAGGACUUCAGGGGUUCGCUGUUAUCUGACUAUCAGUUCAGCUGGGAUCGUGUUUUCCAGAGUCGCGGAGACACAGGAGUCUUCCUCCAGUACACACACGCACGCCUCCACAGUUUAGAAGAGGCUUUUGGAUGUGGUUAUCUAAAUGACUUCAACACUGCUUGUUUACAAGAGCCACAAUCUGUUUCAAUCCUACAGCAUCUGCUCAGGUUCGAUGAGGUGCUUUAUCAAUCAUCUCAGGACCUUCAACCCAGGCAUAUUGUCAGUUACCUUCUAACUCUAAGUCAUCUUGCAGCUGUGGCACACAAAACACUACAAAUAAAAGACAGUCUUCCUGAAGUGGCUGGGGCCAGACUUCAUCUUUUCAGAGCUGUUCGUUCUGUCCUAGCUAACGGAAUGAAACUUCUUGGAAUAACACCUGUAUCUAGAAUGUAAUUUCUAAUUAAAAUGGGUUUUAAAAUGCUAA
Messenger RNA from Choloepus didactylus (southern two-toed sloth), 2325 nucleotides. It is a transcript of the gene RARS2, whose product is annotated as arginyl-tRNA synthetase 2, mitochondrial. Gene Ontology annotation, cellular component: mitochondrion; cytoplasm. Bases 480 to 2294 code for a protein of 604 amino acids. Gene Ontology annotation, molecular function: ATP binding; arginine-tRNA ligase activity. Gene Ontology annotation, biological process: mitochondrial translation; arginyl-tRNA aminoacylation. The transcript has 20 exons. Lineage: Eukaryota; Metazoa; Chordata; Mammalia; Pilosa; Megalonychidae. The record is from RefSeq and is a predicted model, not a curated record.